UGCCUCCCCUGCCAGCCCCCACAGGCCCCCCUCUAAAGCCCAGGCAGGGAUGUCUGGCUGUGCCCCAGGGCUCACUCUCACUUCUUCCUCAGGGGUCUCAGGGGACAGGCUGACUAGGAGAACAGGAGACUUGUGGGUCCUAAAGCAGUGGACUCAAGGCCACCUAUGAAGCAGACUUGGUUUAAACCGGGGACGACCCUCUCUAGUGUAGGUGCUAACAACAUUUCUUUUUCCUUCCUCAAGGCCACUCAAAGCCUGCCUUCGUAACUGCACGCCCGCCUGCAGUCCUUGACCUGUGUCAUCAUGCCUCGGAAGCACAAAACCAAGCAUCAUGCCCAUGGGAAACGCCACGAGGUCCAGGGGGACACUCAGGAGGCCCAGGCCAGUGCUGCUGCAGCCCCAGGAGAGGAGUGCCCAUCCUCACCCUCUUCUGCCCCUCAGGGUUCUCCCCCGAGCUCCCCUGCUGCUGGCGAUGGCCAGGAGCUUCAGGGAGCCAUGGCCCCUAGCUCUCCCGUUGCAGAGGCUUCCUGUGCAGAAUCUGAGGAAGGUGCCCAGAGCACCGAGGAGGAACGUGCAGAUGCCGCCCGGGCAGCCCUGCUCGCUCGGAGCAUUCGCAAAGAUCCUCUGAAUAGGAAGGCCAGCCUGGUGAUGGAUUUCCUGAUGAAGAGGUACAUCAAGAAGGAGCCCAUCACACAGAAUGGCAUGCUGAAUGUCAUCGGCAGGAAGUACAAGCAGCACUUCCCUGAGAUCCUGAGCAGAGCCUCUGAGCGCGUGGAGCUGGUGUUUGGCCUGGAGCUGAAGGAAGUCGACUGCAGCAGGAACAUCUACACCCUCGUCAACAAGUUCAGUCUCGGGGUUGAGGAAGGUUCAAGUGAUGAGGAGGAGCUGCCCAAGUCUGGUCUCCUCAUGGCGCUCCUGGGCAUCAUCUUUAUGAAGGGUAACCGGGCCACUGAGGAGGAGAUCUGGGAUUUCCUUAAUGUGUUGGGGAUCCAUGCUGGGAAGCAGCACUCCAUCUUUGGGGAGCCCAGAAAGCUCAUCACCAAAGAUCUAGUGCAAAAGAGGUACCUAAUCUACCGCCGGGUGCCCAAUAGUGAUCCUCCGGGCUACGAGUUCCUGUGGGGCCCGAGAGCUUAUGCUGAGACCACUAAGAUGAAGGUGUUGGAAGUUAUGGCCAAGAUCCAGGAUAAGGCCCCGAGUUCCUUCCCAGAACUCUAUGACGAGGCUCUGAGAGAUCAGGUGGAGAGAAUAGUGCUGAGAGGAGUGGCCAGGGUUCCAACAAUGGCUGAAAUCAGUGCCCCUACCACGGCCAAGUCCUACAGCUCCUCCCACAUCUAGAGAGGGGUCAGGGCACUUUGUUCCCUUUGUGUUGGAAGACAACUGUCCACCUCUUAAAUAGUAUGGGGUAGUAGGGGUGGGGGGAACAAAACCCAUGUUCUUCACAGUUUUAAGUAUUAUGGGAGUUGAGGUGCAGGUUUAACAAAAUAUACAUGUUUUCCUUUUAUCCAUAUGAAUAAUAUCUAGUCAAAAGUAGACGAUUUAGGUAGGGAGGUAGAGGUUUUUUGUAUUUUUAAAUGUCACUACUCUUCAUAAGGUUUAUUUUGCUUCAGAAUCUAGGUUUAUUAAUGUCAUGGAUGUCAUGUUUACUGAUGUUAGGUUUAAGACUAAGAAUUCAUUAUUUAUAAACAAGUUGAAAAGACUUCAAUAUUUUCCUUAUGGUCCAGAACAAGGUAACAUAACAUUGGAAUAGAAUUUUACUUGGAAAUGUGUCUAAGAACCCUAGAGAUAAGUAUUUGGGAUUACAAAGCUUUCAGAGUAAAUGCUGGCUUAUUCUUUGUCUUCUUAUCUGUCCUCUUUCCUUGUAAAAGUUAAUAACAUGGACUUAGAUUUGUUUAGCUUAUUCACACUGUAUGACACUUAAAUCAUAAUAAAACAGAGUCUUUG
Molecule: messenger RNA, 1941 nt
Organism: Bubalus bubalis (water buffalo)
Lineage: Eukaryota; Metazoa; Chordata; Mammalia; Artiodactyla; Bovidae
Product: melanoma-associated antigen B1-like
Exons: 1
Coding region: 304-1335 (343 amino acids)
Biological process (GO): negative regulation of transcription by RNA polymerase II
Cellular component (GO): nucleus
Source: RefSeq, a predicted model, not a curated record